AGAAAUUGUAAGCUACCGGAGAGAAAAGCACAAAAGAGAGGAGCAAAACCCCAGCGGCUCUCCUACUCCAUUGGAGGAAGCAAAGGAAUGUACGCAGAGCAGAAGAAGCUCAACUAUCGAGAGAAAUGAGGCUGAUAGUGCUCACUUCCCGCAGCAAAGCAAUUUUCACUUUCCCCGUUCGCAUCUCCCCGGCGCCGCCGCUGCCUCCGCCGCCGCGAAGCUUCACCACUCUCUGUUGGAGACCUAAUCGCAAUCCCCAAUUUUCCUCCUACACAGGAUUCAGAGCUUCGUCGAGCGCCGCGCAUACGGCGUCGUUUCUUCAGCGGAACCCCGUGUUCUCCGCGUCGAAAUGCAUAUCCUCAAUUUCGUCUUCUGCUGCCAGUACUGUGGACUGGAACGAAGCCGCCUUGGGCUCGGCGGAGGCGGUAGCGUGGGAGGAGGAGGACGAUAUCAACGAGGCGGCCAAAUCUUCCAUUUCCGUUAGGGCGUAUUUCUUCUCCACUAGCGUCGAUUUGAAGAGCUUGGUGGAGCAGAACAAACAGAAUUUUAUCCCACCAUCGUCGAGGAUGACAAACUACGUGGUUCUGCGAUUUGGUGAUUUGAGACCUGAUCCUAAUGGUUUGAGUUCUAGUUUACACGGAAAUGAUUGUUGUUACAUGGUAGUUUUCCAGUACGGCUCCAUUGUACUGUUCAAUGUCCGUGACCAUGAAGUUGAUGGAUAUCUAAAAAUUAUAGAAAGACAUUCUUCGGGAUUGCUUCCUGAGAUGAGAAAGGAUGAAUAUGAGGUCCGAGAGAAGCCAAAUUUGAACACAUGGAUGCAAGGUGGGCUUGAUUACAUAACACUGCAAUACCUUAAUGUUGACGGCAUCCGUACCAUUGGUAGUGUUCUUGGUCAAAGUAUUGCACUUGACUAUUAUGUUCGUCAGGUCGACGGAAUGGUUGCAGAAUUUACUGAUAUCAAUCGUGGGAUGGAGAAAACUGGAACCUUCACAAUGGAACGAAAAAAGCUAUUUCAGCUGGUUGGAAAGGCAAAUUCAAAUCUUGCUGAUGUAAUUCUUAAGCUUGGACUUUUUGAAAGAUCAGAUAUCGCGUGGAAAGAUGCUAAAUACGCUCAGAUUUGGGAGUACCUAAGAGACGAAUUCGAAUUAACUGCCAGAUUUGCAGGCCUUGAUUUCAAAUUGAAGUUUGUAGAGCAUAAUAUUCGUUUUCUACAAGAGAUUCUACAGAAUAGGAAAUCGGAUUUCCUCGAGUGGCUGAUUAUCAUCCUAAUUGCUGCCGAAAUUCUCAUAUCCGUAUACGACAUCGCUCAUAAGUCGUUGUAGAAUCUGCCUAUUCUCAUCGUUCCUACAACACGAAUUUGUAUAUACAAUAAUGAAUUUACUGUGCUUUAUCGCAAUUGGUCACACUGGUCACAGGAAGUACUUUAUGUAGUAAAAUUAUUUUACCUGUAGGCCCCACCUAUUUUUUUUUUU
Molecule: messenger RNA, 1472 nt
Organism: Erythranthe guttata (spotted monkey flower)
Lineage: Eukaryota; Viridiplantae; Streptophyta; Magnoliopsida; Lamiales; Phrymaceae
Product: sporulation RMD1-like protein, putative (DUF155)
Source: RefSeq, a predicted model, not a curated record